Fonsecaea multimorphosa CBS 102226 is the source of this 792-nucleotide messenger RNA. RefSeq lists its product as uncharacterized. The transcript has 4 exons. Lineage: Eukaryota; Fungi; Ascomycota; Eurotiomycetes; Chaetothyriales; Herpotrichiellaceae. Gene Ontology annotation, biological process: leading strand elongation; mismatch repair; translesion synthesis. The coding region runs from base 1 to 792 and encodes 263 amino acids. Gene Ontology annotation, molecular function: DNA binding; DNA polymerase processivity factor activity. Gene Ontology annotation, cellular component: PCNA complex. The record is from RefSeq and is a predicted model, not a curated record.
AUGUCGUGUGCAGUGCUGGAAGCACGACUUGAACAGGCAGCGAUGCUGAAGAAGGUUGUGGAUGCUAUCAAAGACCUCGUCCAAGACUGCAACUUCGACUGCAAUGACUCCGGCAUCGCCCUGCAAGCCAUGGACAACUCCCACGUGGCCCUCGUCUCCAUGAUGCUCAAAGCAGAGAUGUUCUCCCCUUACCGAUGCGACCGCAACAUUGCCCUCGGCAUCAACCUCAACUCCCUGACAAAAGUCAUCCGCGCCGCCCAGAACGAAGACAUCCUCACCAUCAAGGCCGAAGACUCUCCGGAUGUCGUGAACCUCGUCUUUGAGAGCAGCGACACGGAUCGCAUCAGUGAAUACGAUAUCAAGCUGAUGGACAUUGACCAAGAGCAUCUGGGGAUCCCGGACACCGAGUAUUCAGCCACGAUUGAGAUGCCGAGUGCUGAAUUUCAGCGCAUUUGCCGCGAUUUGAUUGCCAUGUCAGAGUCAGUGUCGAUCGAAGCAAGCAAGGACGGCGUUCGCUUUUCGUGUCAAGGCGACAUCGGCUCCGGCAGCGUCACUAUUCGACAGAACUCGUCCGUGGACAAGCCGGAUCAAGAAGUCAAGAUUGCUCUUUCGGAGCCUGUCUCGCUGACAUUUUCGCUCAAAUACCUGGUCAACUUCUGCAAAGCAAGUAGUCUUUCUACAAAAGUCAAACUCUGCCUCUCGCAGGAAGUGCCUCUUUUGGUGGAAUACAACUUGUCGGGAAGCAGCUAUUUGCGGUUCUAUCUUGCCCCCAAGAUCGGUGAUGAUGAGUGA